Xenopus laevis (African clawed frog) is the source of this 4315-nucleotide messenger RNA. RefSeq names its product PR domain 15 L homeolog (gene prdm15.L). Gene Ontology annotation, cellular component: nucleus. Lineage: Eukaryota; Metazoa; Chordata; Amphibia; Anura; Pipidae. The transcript has 25 exons. The record is from RefSeq and is a predicted model, not a curated record. Gene Ontology annotation, biological process: regulation of DNA-templated transcription; regulation of transcription by RNA polymerase II. Gene Ontology annotation, molecular function: RNA polymerase II cis-regulatory region sequence-specific DNA binding; DNA-binding transcription factor activity, RNA polymerase II-specific; DNA-binding transcription factor activity. Bases 450 to 4043 code for a protein of 1197 amino acids.
AAACAUUGACAGGUGUCGAAACGUGGCAACUCACAGUGACUCCAUGUCUGGGGAAUUGAUUGUCCCAUCACUAUUGGCAACCAAUGAUGUUGCCUGUGAUACUGUAAGUUACAAUCAGUUUUAAUAUAAAAUAAAUAAUAAAAGGAAAUGACAAGAAUCAACUGAAAGCUCUGCCCCAGCACCAGGGCCCAGUGUCACAUGAUAAACCAUUGCACCGAGUCUAUAAACACUGGAGGGUCAAGACCCGCACGUGAUUGGCUGGCCGCAUUAAUAACUCAGCCAAUAGCAUUACACCUCCUACACGCAGCAGCCACGCUUCGCUCAAACUACAAUUCCCAGCAUGAACCGCGCGGCGACCGUGCUCUUCCGGUCCCGCGUGAUUUCCGGAGCGGAUCGGAACCCGGAGCCUGGAUUCGGUUCCUUCUCGGGCUAUUGAGGAGCAGGUGUGAAUGAUGGCCCAGGAACCAAUGGAUGAGGCUGUAUUUAUAUGGUGUGAAGACUGUGGUCAAUAUCACGAUGCCGAAUGCCCCGAGCUGGGACCUGUGGUUACUGUACAGGAUUCUUUUGUUUUGAGUCGAGCCCGGUCUUCUCUUCCUACAAACCUGGAGAUCAGGCGGGCGGAGGAUGGAGCGGAAGGAGUUUUUGCCGUGACUCCGCUUGUGAAGCGCACCCAGUUUGGCCCAUUCGAGUCUAAGAGAGUCUCCAGACUGGACGAAGAGGCGGCUUUCCUGCUGAAGAUAUUCCAUAAGGACGGCCGGGUGGAGCUGUGCGACGCUUCCAGCGAGGACGACUGUAACUGGAUGAUGUUUGUGCGACCGGCCAUGGAUUUCUCCCACCAGAACUUGACGGCCUUUCAGCACGGCAACGACAUCUACUUCACUACCUCCCGGGAUAUAGAGCUAGGGGCCGAGCUGAGAGUGUGGUACGCUGCCUUCUACGCCAGGAAAAUGGAGAAAGCUCUGCUCAAGCCUCCCAUACCCUGCCACGAUGAGGUGAAUUUCUUGGCCGCUGAACCUGAAAAAGACUUGAACCCAAGUUCCUCCACGACUCCCGCAAGCACCAUACUGUCUUCCAAAAAGAUAAAAGUGACCCAUCCCCCCGCAGCCUACACUUCAGUUUCAUGUCAGGACAACAGCGACAUCAUUCACGUGGAAACCUGCCACUGGACCUGUAAAGUGUGUGGCACUGCCUUUAUGGAACCCAAUCUGUUGACAGAACAUUUGUUAAGUCACUUGGAACAAGCCAAAGGGAUCCCCCCUCCAACUCCGUGCGACACCUCCUACUUGGAGUGCGAUACUGUGAGUGUGAUCCCCGACCAGGCCGUCGUCUGCGCCGACUCCAACGCAAACCUGGAGCUGAAGAAGAAGCCGAAGAGGAGCCGGAAGUCCAAGGUUCCAAAAGGCGACAUCCCCCUUGUGAUCGUGGAUGAUGACAGUCCCCCAGAACACAACCCCAUCUUAUACAAUCCAGUCUUCUCGUCCGACCGAGUGGCGGAAAUUAUAACCGAGAUCCCUCCCGACGACGUUCAACUGCAGCACGACUCCGAGGACAAGUUCAUGGAGCUGAUGUUGGGCAAAUUACCCAAUGCCACCAACAGCCUGACCCCUGUCUCCAAAUUUGCUUUUCACCAAAACAACAGUUCCAUGAAGAGAAGCCUGUUGCUCCCGGGGAGCCGACACGGGAUCAGGCGCAAGUUUGCGAGGCAGCUGGGAGAUCACAAGCGCGUGUUCCAGUGCAACAUCUGCGCCAAACUUUUCCGUAACAGCAGCAACCUCAGUCGGCAUGUCCGAUCCCACGGGGACAAGCUGUUUAAGUGUGAGGAGUGCUCGAAACUCUUCAGUCGGAAGGAGAGCCUCAAGCAGCACGUUUCUUAUAAGCACAGCAGGAACCAGGUAGAUGGGGAUUACAGAUAUCGCUGCAACACCUGCGAGAAAGCUUUUCGGGUACAAGGAUUUUUGGAGUUUCACAACUGCAGAACAGAUGACAAGUCGUUCCAGUGCGAGAUGUGCUACCGCUUCUUCUCCACCAACAGCAACCUCUCCAAGCACAAGAAGAAGCACGGGGAGAAGAAAUUCGCCUGCGAGAUCUGUAACAAACUGUUCUACCGGAGAGACGUUAUGCUGGAGCAUCACCGGAGGCACCUGGAAGGAGUGAGACGCGUCAAACGGGAAAGCCUCCAUCAGAACACCGACAAUUCAAUCCGAUACAAAAAGGAACCGUCUGCCUGUCCUGUAUGCGGAAAGAUGUUCUCCUGCAGAAGCAACAUGAACAAGCACCUCCUCACCCACGGAGACAAGAAAUACACCUGCGAAAUCUGCGGCCGGAAAUUCUUCCGAGUGGACGUUCUGCGGGAUCACAUCCACAUCCAUUUCAAGGACAUCGCACUGAUGAACGACCAGCAGCGGGAAGAGUUCAUUGGGAAGAUCGGAAUCUCGUCGGAGGACAAUGACGAAAACUCUGAUGGGAGUGUAGAAACGGAGCCCCACAAGUACAGCUGCAAGAGGUGCCAGAUUUCAUUUGCUCGGGGGAAGGAAUACCUCAAGCACAUCAUGGACAUCCACUCAGAGAACGGCUAUGACUGCAGCAUUUGUCACCGGCGCUUUGCCCUCAAAGCAACAUAUCACGCUCACAUGGUCAUUCACCGGGAGAACCUGCCUGACCCAGAGGUGCAGAAGUACAUUCACCCUUGCGAGGUCUGCGGCAGGAUUUUCAACAGCAUCGGAAACCUGGAGAGACACAAGCUCAUCCACUCGGGAGUGAAGAGUCACGGCUGCGAGCAGUGUGGGAAAUCAUUCGCCCGGAAAGAUAUGUUAAAGGAGCACAUGAGGGUUCAUGACAACCUCCGGGAGUAUCUCUGCGCCGAAUGUGGGAAAGGGAUGAAGACCAAGCACGCUCUCCGGCACCACAUGAAGUUGCACAAGGGCAUCAAGGAGUACGAGUGUGUGGAGUGUCACCGCAGGUUUGCCCAGAAGGUCAAUAUGCUGAAACACUACAAGAGACACACAGGGAUCAAAGACUUCAUGUGUGAACUGUGUGGAAAAACAUUCAGCGAAAAGAACACCAUGGAAACCCACAAACUCAUUCACACAGAAGUGGGGAAGCAGUGGACGUGCGCGGUGUGUGACAAGAAGUACGUGACCGAGUACAUGCUCCAGAAACACGUCCAGCUCACCCAUGACAAGGUGGAGGCGCAGAGCUGCAAUCUGUGUGGGACCAAAGUGUCAACCAGAGCGUCCAUGAGCCGCCAUUUAAGGCGCAAGCACCCAGAGGUCCUUUCUGUACGGAUUGAAGACUUAGAUGACCUGCAAGAAUCUGAGGCCAUUGACACAUCACUAAGCAUUGUACAGAGAGAGCUGGAUGUGGAAGAGAAUGAAGGCUUGCAGCGGCCAAAGAGAAAUGGUAUCGCCCGAGCAAGGAAGGGCAAAGCUCCGGAGGAAGAAGGAGAGGAGCAGGAAGAUCCCACAUUUACGGGAUAUCAGGAGAAAGAGUUUACACACAGCAGUGGGGAUGAGGAUGGUUCCGCUGUGGAGACGUUGCAGCAGGUUGUGGUCACAAUCAGCGAUGGGAGUAUCCCUGUACCAUCUUGUACAGUUGGCCUCACAAACAUUACUGUAACUCCCAUAACAACCACAGCAGGCACUCAAUUUGCCAGUCUCCAGCCUGUGGCUGUGGGUCACUUGGCCGCCUCUGAGCGGCAGUUGCAGCUCGACAGUUCCAUCUUGACUGUCACCUUCGAUGCAGUCAGCGGCAGUGCUGUGCUACACAAUCGCCCCGCAGAACUGGCAAUUGCGGCCUCGCAGGACGCCGCCGGACCUCAGCCCGUAGCGCACUUCAUCAACCUCACCACGUUUGUGAACUCCAUCGCCCCUCUGGGAGGUCAGAUUUCUAGUGAGGCGCCGUUGACAUGGAGGGCAGUGCCUGCGGGGGAAACCCUGCCUCCUCCUGAAGAAGAUCAGCCCUCCGAGCAGGAGCACCAGUCAUCAGGGCCACACACUGUGCAGGAGGUUCCCACGGACACACAAGGACAAAUGUACAGUUACUAAGCUAUCUCUGGAGUGGACGAUUGGGAUGUGCAGCUAUCAGAGAGCCAAUUGGUUCGUCAGCUAAAACGCCAUGUCGUUAUAUGUGUGAGUGUAUCAUUUCAGGACUACCUUGCAGAGCUAUCCUGACACUGGAAAAUACUGAAAAGACUGAACUUGGGCCAAUACUGUAAUGGGCAGAUUUAUCAAGGGUCGAAGUGAAAAUUCAAGUUUUUUUUUUUUAUAGCCAAAACUGUCAAAUUCGACUAGGGAAUUAUUAAAAUUCGAUUCAAGUU